Durio zibethinus is the source of this 1119-nucleotide messenger RNA. NCBI's taxonomy places the organism in Eukaryota, Viridiplantae, Streptophyta, Magnoliopsida, Malvales, Malvaceae. The record is from RefSeq and is a predicted model, not a curated record.
UUUGUAAUUGCUUCAGUUUCACUAUAUAUAUAAUAAGUCAAAUAACAACUGUCUAGUAUCCUGAAGUUUUAGCUAAAAAUAGUUAGUAUCCGGCUCCUGUUGUCUUUGAGGUUAGAUUAAUCUUGAAAUAUUAGUUUUUUUUUUUUUUUUUGAAGUUUUAGCAGUGAUUUUGGUGUAAAAAUAAUAUGGCUUCGUCUAGUGGAAAUUCCAAUUCCUUAGGUUCCACUCUGCUUCAGAAUUCUGGCUCUGAAGAGGAUUUGCAUCAGUUGAUGGAUCAAAGAAAAAGAAAGAGAAAGGAAUCAAACAGAGAAUCAGCAAGGAGAUCCAGGAUGAGAAAACAGAAGCACUUAGAUGAUUUAGUGGCCCAAGUGACACAGCUAAGGCAGGAUAAUAACCAAAUCCUCACAAGCAUUAACUUCACCACCCAGCACUACUUGAACAUCGAGAAUGAGAACUCAGUUCUGAGGGCUCAGAUGAUGGAACUAAGCCAAAGACUAGACUCCCUAACUGAGAUCCUCAAUUAUCUCAACACUCCCACAACUUGCAAUGGGGUGUAUGAAACUGGGGAUUUUGAAACAAGUGCUGAUCACAGUUUCACCAAUCCUUUCAAUAUGCCUUAUCUUAACCAACCCAUCAUGGCCUCUGCAGACAUCUUUCAAUACUGAUCCAUCCUCAUCAACAUCAUCAUUACUAUAAAUGGAUGAAAAAUGGUCCAAAAUUUAUGGAUGUCUUUGCAUUAACUUCCCCUUCUUUUAUGCUGUUGUUAUUAUGAUUAAUAUAUUAGUAAAACAUUAAUCUUAUUGUGAACUAGCAAGAUGACAUAAAAGAUGAUUGCAAGAGAAAUGGGGCGACUAGCAAGUAAAAGCUGAUUGCUAGGGGAUAAAAUUAUGAGUUUUUCUGCUGUUGUAAAUGGGGGAUAUUUCAGAUAUAAAAAUAUGGUGUGAAGGGUUGUGGAUGUAUGUGGUAUCCCACGAUAUGUAUUAUAGUAUAUAUUAAUUUCCUUUCACUUUUUUGGUUUCUUUCUUCUUUUUCUACCUUCUAUACGUCAUAAUUUAUAGUGUCUUGUGUUCUUGUAUGCAAGAGCAUGAUUCUCUUUCUAGGUCCAUUUUCUUUCCUUUU